GCUAGGUGUACAAUUAGCAGGGCCGAUUUCAAAAUUCUUCAACAGCGAAGAAAAACCAAACAAAAUCCAACUCUCAAGCCUUUCCCAAUCAUCAAUGGCGAUUCCAAAAACCCUGAAUCCAGCAGUUCCCUUUCUCAUCAUCCUCUCAACUCUACUCCUCUCCGGAGAAUCAAGAACUGACACGAAUAAUGUAUUCUCUCCUUGCGGCGAUACGAAGGUGCAGAAGAAGGAUGGCUUCACAUUUGGUAUCGCGUUUGCUUCAAGGUCGGCCUUCUUCUUCAACAACAACAAUUCCGUUCAGCUGUCGCCGUGUGACAGUCGCCUCUCGCUCUCCAACGGAAACUCCCAGGUCGCUGUUUUCCGCCCCAAAGUGGACGAGAUCUCACUCCUCACGAUCAAUACCUCCAGUUUCUUCCCGGAAUCUUUUGGAGGUUAUAUGGUUGCAUUUGCUGGUCGAAAAUAUGCUGCAAGGUCCAUUCCUGCUUUUGUUGCAAAUGGUACAUACACUGUAACAAGUUUUACUCUGGUUCUCGAAUUCAAAAAGGGCAGGCUGCAGAACUUGUAUUGGAAAAGAGACGGCUGCUCAUCUUGCUCUGGCAAUUCUAACUUUGUUUGUCUCAACAAUCAAGACUGUGCAAUAAGAACUAAUAACUGCAAAAACCGAGGGGGAGGAGGUUCUGUAGACUGCAGCCUUGGUAUUCAACUGACAUUUUCUGGUACAGAUAAGCACGAUUCAGUUUUUAACUCGUGGUAUGAAGUUCAGAAUCUUCGGCAGUAUUCCCUUUAUGGUCUUUAUUCUAAUCUCAGGAAUUCUCUCACCAGUCAAUACAACAGAAUCCUUUAGUUUUCUUUAUUCUGUUAAAUUAGAUUUUUCAUGGUGUGGAUUUCUGUUUUAACUCUUAAAUACGUAAUAUGUUAUUUUCAAGCUGUGCACUUGGUGUUCUUGUAUUUUGAAGAAUUAUGGAUGGUUGUGUAUAUUUAAAUUCUUUCAUGGCUUGAAAAGUAUGAUGUAUCAAAACAAAACGAUGCUUUGGAUUUUGAGCGAGCGGUUUUCCUCCGACUGUA
Molecule: messenger RNA, 1065 nt
Organism: Olea europaea var. sylvestris
Lineage: Eukaryota; Viridiplantae; Streptophyta; Magnoliopsida; Lamiales; Oleaceae
Exons: 3
Coding region: 95-844 (249 amino acids)
Biological process (GO): tRNA wobble uridine modification; protein histidyl modification to diphthamide
Cellular component (GO): nucleus; cytosol
Molecular function (GO): metal ion binding
Source: RefSeq, a predicted model, not a curated record